Aspergillus versicolor CBS 583.65 is the source of this 1050-nucleotide messenger RNA. RefSeq lists its product as uncharacterized. The coding region runs from base 1 to 1050 and encodes 349 amino acids. The transcript is spliced from 2 exons. The record is from RefSeq and is a predicted model, not a curated record. NCBI's taxonomy places the organism in Eukaryota, Fungi, Ascomycota, Eurotiomycetes, Eurotiales, Aspergillaceae.
AUGCAUUCCUCACGAUUACUACAGUCGGCGACAUCGAUACUGGCAUUGCUGAGCUGGUGUCACAUCGCUCAUGCCAGUCCAUUAGGGCCGACAGCCGACGAGGGGGGCAGCCUUGAAAAACGAUCUUGCAACAACCCCUGUGGUUACUACAGCCAGCUUUGCUGUGCCUCUGGCGAAACAUGCAUUACAGACAAUGGCCAAGCGGUCUGCUCGUCUUCAGGCGGUUCCAGCGGUGGAGGUGGAGACGGAGCCUGGGAAUACUAUACCAGCACCUACCUUCAGACCGAAACCGACGUCCAGACACUCACAUCCAUAUGGAGUAGUUGGGUCGCGAGUCCGACAGGCUCGGGUGGCGGCUCCGGAAGUUGUCGAGCUGAGAUCGGAGAGAGCCAGUGUGGCAGCAAGUGUUGCGGCGCUCAAGAUAUCUGCAGUGACGGCGAGUGCGUUUUGGCUGCCACUACCUCGAUUUGGGCUACUGAUACGGCAACCCCCGGGGUGCGCCCGACGGAUUCGAGCACCGCUACCGAAACCGCGACGACAACUCAAGCCUUCGAAACGCCUGUGACCACCGAUGGAUCCCCAGCGCUUGGGGUCGAUGCUCCGGAAGACAGCAGUGGUGGCCUAAGUGGUGGUGCUAUCGCGGGCAUCGUGAUCGGAACACUUGCUGGCGUGUUCUUGUUGUUCCUCGUCUGUCUCUGUCUCUGUGCCCGCGGGCUCCUGAACAGUAUUCUUGCUUGCCUGGGCUGCGGCAAGCGACGAAGACGAGAGGAGACAUACGUGGAAGACCACUACUCGCAUCACUCGCAUCGGCCUCCAGGCCGCACAUGGUUCGGUGCGCGACCAUCUGGUGGUGAUCAUGGCGGCGAGGGUAAAUCGAAAUGGGGUAGUCUCGCAACGAUAGGAAUCAUUCUCGGUGCGAUUGCGCUUUGUCUCGGGCUGAGGAGAAAGAAGGACGACCACGAUGAGAAGAGCAGCAGCUACACCUACCCAAGCUAUUAUAGCUAUUAUACCAGCACCAGUAACCAGCGAGAGUUCCGACCGACGGACUAG